This is a messenger RNA of Cladophialophora immunda, 183 nucleotides long. RefSeq lists its product as uncharacterized. The transcript has a single exon. The record is from RefSeq and is a predicted model, not a curated record. NCBI's taxonomy places the organism in Eukaryota, Fungi, Ascomycota, Eurotiomycetes, Chaetothyriales, Herpotrichiellaceae. Bases 1 to 183 code for a protein of 60 amino acids.
AUGGCCAAUCCAGGCAAAUGGGUCUCUACAACUCAUUACCAGCUUCCGCGUUAUGCGAAGGAGGAUUUGCCUCCAAACCAGGCAACAAACUGGUCCCUGAAACGACCAGAAUACUUCAACUUCGCUACCGAUGUUGUCGACAGAUGGGCAAAAGAUGAUCCGCAUCAUGUUGCCAUGCUUUGA